Molecule: messenger RNA, 387 nt
Organism: Acaulospora colombiana
Lineage: Eukaryota; Fungi; Glomeromycota; Glomeromycetes; Diversisporales; Acaulosporaceae
Source: the annotation of a GenBank genome assembly
UGGAGCGAACUACCAAAUCUUCGAGAGCUUGUAUUGGACGGACGAAUUAUCCUCCAGUUCGAUACGCUGCCUCUUGAUCACCCUUUGGAGAGGCUAUGCGUUCAACAAUGGAACGCUGAAGUCAUCUCUUCUUGGAUAAAUUCAAACAAUCUACGACAAGUCACAAUAUUGGGUGGACUCUGGAAGAAGGACGGAUUUGGGGGAGGACGGGGCACAGCAUCUAUCAGCAAUCCAGAUAUGAAUCGGCUCUUGGAGAAGGCAGAAAGGCGUGGCCAUUGGCCUGCACCUUGGAUCCUGCUACUGGAGUUUCCCGUCUCAAUUUUCCUUGAAGAUGUAAUUGCCACUAUAAUGAUAUUUUCACUCCCUCAUUCAAUAGUUCCGAGCUAA